Molecule: messenger RNA, 1627 nt
Organism: Xyrichtys novacula (pearly razorfish)
Lineage: Eukaryota; Metazoa; Chordata; Actinopteri; Labriformes; Labridae
Source: the annotation of a GenBank genome assembly
AUGACCUGCUCAGUCUUCUCCCACCUCGGGUUUGUUGGCUCUUUGAACGUCCUGCUUCUGAUGUUGGCAAGUUUGAGCUUGAGCAGUCCCAUCAGGUCUUUGAAGAACCAUCACAAGGUAUCAGCCAGGAGAGAUGUGGUUGAUAAUCAACUGUUUGAAGCGCAAGAUCUUCUGAGCCAGUUUCUGUCCACGAUAAACCUAACAGAGCUGAGGCCCCCACCUGGGCCCCGUGCUGCCCUUAAGGAGCCACCAGACUACAUGCUGGAGCUGUAUAACCGCUUUGCACACGACCGCACUGCUGUGCCCUCAGCCAACAUUGUGCGCAGCUUCAAGAAUGAAGGUACAAAUCAGUUUUCGUUCAAUACUAAAAGAAUGUAAUAUUUUGGAUAUUGUAUGAGACUAUAAUAACUUAAUGAUUGCAAUCUAAAUAAGUCUCUUGAAUUCUGGAGCAAACUGGAAUAUUUUAAUUACAACAAUUUAAGAGCACUUUUUGUGUACCCUUAAAAACAUAAACAAAAAAUCUCAUCACUAAAUGAGCAUUUUAAAUUUGUUCAGAUAAGUUUUAUUUUGAGCACUACAAACUUCAUAUAUAAUUCAUCCUUUGAUUUCAGAUCCCUCUCCCUACAGAACAACAUCCAGGGGUGUUAGGAUAUAUCCCCUGCUUUUUAACAUCUCCAUGCAUCACCAUGAGCACAUAAUGUUGGCAGAGCUUCGACUUUACACCCUGAUCCAGAGCACACAAAGACCGCAUGCAGGCAUUGACUGCAAGGUGGCCAUCUACAAAAUCAACGAGGACGCAGUUUGGACAAAAAAGGUGAGAAGAGAAGGUAGAGAGGAGGAUAACCAGGAGGUGGAAAUGGAUGACUUGGAGGAACUGGUGACAAAGCAUAUUCAUGCCAGAGAUAACAGCUGGGUGUCAUUUGACCUGACUCAUGUGGUUACACUCUGGAGGAAGUCAGGGUGUGCAACUCACAGAUUGGAAGUUCAUGUAACAAGUUUGGGGUCAGAGGUUGCAGAGGAGAGUGAGAGCUUGGGUGAGGUUGACAUCCCGAAGAGCUUGGAAGGGAAGCACAAUGCAGUGAUGAUUGUAUUCUCAGACGAUCAACGCAGAGAUCACAAACAGGAUGAACAAGAGUUAAAGCAGAUGAUCGAACAUGAAAAUGACCUUCCUGAAAACCAGAGCCGGGGCCAACAAACUCUCUGGCACCCCGAUCGUGCUGACCAGGAUGAACAGGACAAACAGUCUCUCAUUCAACUCCGGUCCAACCUUAUCUAUGACACACCUUCACGAAUCCGUCGCAAUGUUAAGAGCGAGCCGUGCAAGAGGACUCCACUCUUUGUGGAUUUUAAAGACAUCGGCUGGGAUACAUGGAUCAUCCAGCCUCUGGGCUAUGAGGCGUAUGAGUGCAAUGGCGUGUGCAACCCGCCCAUGACCUCCGAGGUCUCGCCCACUAAACAUGCCAUAGUGCAGACGCUGCUGAGUGUUAAGAGUCCGGAGAGAGCAUCGCGUGCCUGCUGUGUACCCACUAAACUAGAGCCCAUCUCACUCCUUUAUCAUGAUAAUGGAGUGAUCACUUUCAACCACAAGUAUGAGGGCAUGGUGGUGGCAGAGUGUGGCUGUAGAUAG